CACGACCAAGUCGGGGAAAACUGACCUCGAAUUGUGUGACGUCAUCACGGCACUUGGGCAGCAGCUAUUGUUUCACGUCUUGAUUACAGCAACAGUCGCCGGCCUGCUGGCGUCUUGGCUGUACGAGAACACGGUCCAGCACGGCGCCUUGGUGCUCAGAAGUGCCAUCAUUAGCGCCGGGAACGUCGCUCGACUUUUGGGGCGGGGCGCGUACUCAAGGGCCUGUGGUGGGGAUGUCUGUUUAAGAACGGUUCGGGCGGGGCAGCGUGUUGGCCGUGCGCUGGUCGUGUUGUGCGUGUGUGUUCUUUUUCCUAAGAUUGUUGCGGUGGUGAGGAGGAUUAACCAGGGAUUUAGUGCCUGUGUUGUUUAUUCGGCGAAGGCGGGGAAAAUUUGGUAUCAGAGAUGUGUUCACGGAUUACGGUGGAUAAAAGCCCGUGCCGUUUUUUACGGGCCCAGGCUGCUAGUAUUUAGCCCGCGACGCUGUGUGAGUUGUUUUGAUUUGCAGGCGAUACCUUUUCUGUCUGAUAUCUACUACCAUAUGUCACGUACGGCGAGGUGUAUCUUGUACCCCGUAACCAAAGUGUACGUUGUCGUUCACCGGUUGUACAACUACGCUGUCGGGAUUCUCCGAUCCAGGUGUCCGGGCGGUUUUGUCGCCGCGGUCCGCGGGUCGCAGGCGGUCCAGUCCUGUCCUGGUCAGCUGCUGGCCGCGGUCGUCAACUGCCUCCGCCAGCGGGCCACGGUAUGCAGACACAUGCAGGCGAUAACUUGGAAGGCUGUACCAUUCUUCAGGGCGGUGGUGGACAAAAGCGGUCUCAGUGUUGUGUGUAGUUAUUGUACGAACAGUUGGACAGCCAUAUUGGCGAACUCUGGCAUUCGUGAUCUCAAGGGUAAGUCUCGAUGCCUGCUGGCAGUGCUGUGUUGUCGGAUGAUCCACCCCCGGUGCCACCUGAGAAACUGUCUGAUCGUCAUCCUCCUGUUUGUGUCCUUGACCCUUGUGUACUUCUCCUUCCAUGGCCACCAGCUGAGCAAGGUGGACAGGGCCCCACCUGAAGCAGAGAGCCAUCCCCUGGUCACUCCGCUUUUUGGAAAUAUUGAAAACUCGAAGCCGAAACAAGACACAAAAAGAAGAAAUGUCUCAGAAACCCAAGGCAAGCACCCCAAGAAGUCUGGGUCACAUAAGAAAGGCAAGCACGGGCUGGAGGCUGAGCUGGAGGGGGAUAGCUGGGGGCAGGUCUCUGAUGUCAUCAGCCUCAUGGCCAGGUUCAACAGUCAGAACCAAACUGUUGCGGCCUUUGUCAACAAAGAUGUGUUGAUGAAACAGAUAGAAGUACUGCGUGAGGCUAUGUUGAGUGAAAAAAGUGUUCUUCCUACAUUAGGAGGGCCCCCUGCUUGUAUGAAUGGCCUAAAGACUGGAGAAGUGGAAGAUUUGCUCUGUAUACCAAAGCCCAAGUAUUUGACCCACAUAAAGAACCCAUGCUGGUAUGAAGACGAGACAGUGGAUGGUGUCGGGAUCCCCAAACUCAGGUGUCUGCCUUACUUCCACAUUCUUGGUUGUGCCAAAUCUGGGACCACAGAUCUCUGGGACCGGCUCAUGUCACACCCCCACAUCAUUUCAAAUGAUGGCGUCUUGCAGAAGGAAGCUUUGUGGUGGUCUUGGCGAAGAUAUGGUUUUUCAGGCUACAAAAGAGUGCAACCCUCAAACUUCAGCCAGUACGUCAACCUGUUUGAGGACACCGCCAGACAGGUGCAGGCGUCCAUAGACAAAGGCACCCUCUACCACCAGAUCCUCAUCACAGGAGAUGCAUCACCUCCUGACUUCUGGGACUUUAGAGGGUGGACCAACAUCAGCCAGAACCGUAACUACAAUGUACCGCGUGUCGUCACACCUCACCUGAUGAAACAUUUUUAUGAGAACCCAAAGUUCAUUCUCAUGUUCAGGGAUCCUAUAGAAAGAUUGUAUUCUGAUUACUUUUUUGUGGGCGGCGGUCUGACUUCCUUAGAUUUCCAUAACGAUGUGCUGGCCGCCAUAGACAUGGUCUACAACUGUGUCAAAAGGAAUGGGAUGGAGAGAUGCUUUUAUGAUAGGGAGCUCUACAGUAAUCUCCCUGUGCGCCUUCCGUUUGCCUGUUACUCUGUGUUCAUGAGAGAGUGGCUGAGGGUGUUUCCUUUGAAGAAUUUUCUGCUUAUCAAAACUGAAGAGUACCGUGAUGAUCCUGAGGAGACACUGAAGAGGGUCAUGGAGUUUUUAGGUUUAGGUCCACUGAAAGAUGCAGUGCUGCAAGAGAUAGCGGAGGAAGAGAGGUCUAGGGUGACACUGCAGAGAAAAAUAGCAGGGGACAUGAAGAACACUACCAGGGAAAUCUUGCAUCUCCUACUGGACCCCUGCAGCAAAGAACUCGCUCGGCUUGUACAGGACGAUAAAUUUAACUGGGUUUCUUGACAGGUGGUGUUGUUAACCACUGACAUUCAUCUCAUCAUCAUUUGCCAACUUUAACAGUAGAAGAAUCUAUUGUUUCAUCAUUACUAUGCUCAUCGUUAAGCAACUUAAUCAACAGAAAAACAACCUGUUUUUCCAUCAUUAGUGUUCAUCGUUAGACAACUUAUUCAGCAGAAAUACCUGUUGAUGAUCAUUAUUCUGCUCAUUGCUCAUAUGUAGCCAUCUUAAUCGAUCAGGAAACAAAACAAGUUGUUUCAAAACAAGCAUUUAAUUUUUAUGUUGGUUUUAUUUUCCUGCUCUUUCAAAACUUUAUUUUUGUUUUGCUCACACAUGUGAUCUCUAGUUUGUGCCAGAUAAAAAUUUCAUAUUCCAUGUUUUACUUACUUCUAAAUUAUGUUUUACCACUUCUAAAUGAUAUAACAUGACUUUUUAUAUUAUACACAUUAUUUGCGUAGAGUGAAUGAGUUGUAUUAUUUAUACACUUGAUGUAGCCAAGGCACAUUUUAAUUUUGCACAUGUGAAGAAAAGACAUGCAUUGUUACAGUCGCCAGAAAAAUAUAUUUAACUAGUGGCCAGAAAAGCAAAUUGUGGGUUGAAUACUAGAAAACUGAAUGAUUGAAUUAAUACCAUUUUUUAUCACAUUCCACAUUGUGAAUCAGCAACAACAUAAAGUAAAGAUUAUAUGAUUAAAUUAAAGGCUAAAAAGAUAAGCAACAGGUUAAUUUAUUGUCACUAAAAAAUUUUGUAUUAAAAUAAUCCCUUACUAUGUAAAAAGUUGUAUUAGAUGAUUAUUUAAAAAAUAAUCUUGUUUACAUUUAUCUGGGUAUAAUGACCUAUGGUAUUCUAAUGACUUAUGAUAUUUUAUCAAUUUGUGCAACUUUUCAUUGCUAAAGUUUUUUCUAUAAAUACAUUGGAGAGCUUGUUUUCUAUCAGGUAAAAGUGGGCCUACAG
This is a messenger RNA of Physella acuta, 3391 nucleotides long. Its product is annotated as carbohydrate sulfotransferase 15. Gene Ontology annotation, biological process: hexose biosynthetic process. The record is from RefSeq and is a predicted model, not a curated record. Gene Ontology annotation, molecular function: N-acetylgalactosamine 4-sulfate 6-O-sulfotransferase activity. Lineage: Eukaryota; Metazoa; Mollusca; Gastropoda; Physidae.